AUGACUCACAAGGCUCUUCAACUCGAACAAGAAGAAGCCUUGCUGAACUUUAGGGGUUCCUUCUUUUUCUACGUCCUUCUUCCUCCCAUCAUCCUGGAAGCGGGCUUGUCGCUCAAAACCCAGCUCUUCGUCGACAACCUCGGCUCCAUCAUGGCCUUUGCCGUUGUUGGCACGCUCGUCAGCACUUGGGUGGUGAGCGCCAGCAUGCGCUGGGCUGCUGAGACAGAGCUCAUUGGGCUUCAGGACUCUCCACUGCUGCCGAUCUAUUGCCACCUUUUUGGCGCUUUGAUCUCCGCCACGGACCCGGUGGCCACGAUUGCGCUCUUCGGAAGCAGCAGGUUCCGGACAGAUCCGCUGCUCCACUCGCUCAUUAACGGCGAGUCCGUUUUGAACGAUGCCGUGGCCAUUGUUUUGUUCUCUACGUUGACACAUCACUUGCAUGAGGAGGAGCCGAGGCUGAUCAGCAUGGGGAUUCUUGGUCACUUCGGUGUCGUCUUGUUUGGCUCGGUGGUGAUGGGUGUGGCAGCUGGUGCCCUGCUGUCCUGGUGCUUUUGCUCUUCCAACGAUCUGACCAGGUUUCCGGACUACGAGAUUGCGGGCAUGUUCCUAGGCGCAUACCUGACCUUCUCGGUGACGCAACUCUUAGGCCUGUCUGGCAUCACUGCACUGUUCUGCUUCGGCGUGGUACUGGCCCACUACAAUUGGUACAACUUGUCAGAGCCCUCGAAGGUGUCCUCGAAGGUGAUCUUUGGCACUAUCGCCAAGCUCGCAGAGGCUGGUGUCUUUGUCUAUCUCGGGGUGGUUGCGGCCUUAUCGAUCGGGCGCUUCCACUGGCAUGGUGGCUGUAUCUUUUUCGCUUUGCUUGCGAUCAUCGUGGCUCGGGCUGCGCAUGUCUUUCCACUCUCCCUGAUGCUGAACCUGUGUAGAAGGACCCGGAAGAUCAGCAACAAUAUGAGUGUGGUCAUGUGGGUCAGUGGCCUUCGUGGCGCUAUUGCUUUCGCGUUGUCCUUACGGGUGCCUUGUGAAGGCCGGGAAUACCUUCGUGGUAGUGAAGCUUGUCGCAACAGCGAUUUGUUAGUCACCACCACCAUAUCUAUCGUGCUUGCGACCACCAUGGUGCUGUGCUUAUGA
This is a messenger RNA of Durusdinium trenchii, 1131 nucleotides long. The record is from the annotation of a GenBank genome assembly. NCBI's taxonomy places the organism in Eukaryota, Dinophyceae, Suessiales, Symbiodiniaceae.